AAACCCUCCUAGUCUCUCCCCUUAGCAUUCCUUCCAAGGAAACAGAAGAGAAAUGGGUGGUAUCGAUAGUGAAGUGGAGAAGAGUGCACAAAAAGAAAAGGAGCAGAAAAAGCUGUUGGCUUUAGCUCCUAUUGCUAAACCUCUUGCUGGCAAAACACUCAACAAACGCAUCUUCAAACUUGUUAGGCGAGCUGCUGAGAAAAAGUGCUUGAAGAGGGGCGUUAAAGAGGUGGUAAAGAGCAUUCGACGCGGUCAAAAAGGUGUGUGUGUUAUAGCUGGAAAUAUAUCUCCUAUAGAUGUCAUCACCCAUGUUCCGAUCCUAUGUGAGGAAGCUGAUAUACCAUACAUCUACGUUUCCUCAAAAGAAGAUCUUGCAAAUGCCGGAGCCACCAAGAGACCAACUUGCUGUGUUUUGGUGCAGACAAAGCCUGCCAAGGGAGAACUUAGCCAGGAGGAUCAAGAGAAACUGAAAACAGAUUAUGAUCAAGUUGUAUCGGAAGUUGGUGAAAUGGCAUCCUCGAUGUUCUGAUUAUCAACAUUAUGAUGUUGGAGUUUGUACCUAAUUCCCUAGUACUCAACUUUAGUAAUGGCUCUAGUAUUAAUCUUUUCAAGCUGAGCUGCGCCUCUUCUUUUUUUCCAUUUCCCGUCUAAAUUCUGGAACUUCAUUCAAAGGUGCUGCUAUGUAUCCAUAUCCAAGUUUUGCUCUAAA
Molecule: messenger RNA, 709 nt
Organism: Lycium barbarum (goji berry)
Lineage: Eukaryota; Viridiplantae; Streptophyta; Magnoliopsida; Solanales; Solanaceae
Product: H/ACA ribonucleoprotein complex subunit 2-like protein
Exons: 4
Coding region: 53-529 (158 amino acids)
Biological process (GO): snRNA pseudouridine synthesis; rRNA pseudouridine synthesis
Cellular component (GO): box H/ACA snoRNP complex; nucleolus
Molecular function (GO): box H/ACA snoRNA binding
Source: RefSeq, a predicted model, not a curated record